This is a messenger RNA of Closterium sp. NIES-65, 4677 nucleotides long. Lineage: Eukaryota; Viridiplantae; Streptophyta; Zygnematophyceae; Desmidiales; Closteriaceae. The record is from the annotation of a GenBank genome assembly.
AUGGCCGGACCGUCGCCCAGCGUCACGCAAGACGGACAAGCUUCCAGCAAGCCAGAGGGAGCCAGCGGCUCUAUCGGAGCAGCAGCUCCGACUGCCGUGACUCCGUCAGCAGAGGCUCCAGAAGCAGCAGGGGGCUCCCAUGCAGCGCCAGGGGGGUCUUUCCAACCGUCGACAGGCGCUGUCGCCGCACCCGCGGGCCCAGUAAUCGUGGGCCCGCCCGGAACCAUUCCCCCAGGCGCGGGGGUUCCGGGCGCAGGCGGAGCACCCGGCGCAGGGGGGGGAGUAGCGGGGGGGGUGGCGGGCGCGUCUCCCGUAAUGCAGGCUAUGCCUGGGGGAAUGCAGCACAUGCAGCCGUAUAUGAUUCCCCCUAUGGGACCGGAUGUGCAUGGCAUGUAUUACCCCGGGAAUGGAUACAUCCCCCACUACUACUACGAUUACUCCAUGCCAGGCUACGCGGAUCCUCCGCGCAUGCCCCCGGAGCAGUGGGAGGAGUACAUGCGCAUGGCCGCGCGGAUGGAUGGGGGAGCGGGCAUGAUGGACGGUCAGCAGCCGCCGCCAGGGUUUGGGUUUCACGUGCCACACUACCCACACCCACACAUGCCGCCCGGUUUCAUGCCCCCCCAUGCGCCUGGUCAACCGCCCCAGCCGCACAUGAUGCACCCACAUCAACCCGGCCAGCCGCAACCCCCGCCACCGCCGCUAACGGCGCAGCAGCAGUCGCAACAGGGGCAGCAGCAGCAAGGGCAGGGGCAGGCGCAGCAGCAGGGACAGGCGCAGCAGCAGGGGCAGGAGCAGGGGCAGGGGCAGCAGCAGGGGCAGGAGCUGACACAAGGUGCGCAGCAGCAGCAACAGCAGGAUCAGAAGCAAGCACAAAGAAGCAACCAGCAGACAGGGCAGCAACCGUCAGGCCAGCAACAGCAACAGCAGCAGCAGCAGCAAGUGCAACAGCAAGGGCAGCAACCCAACCAGCCGCAGCAACAACAGCAGCCGCAGCAACCCCAGCAGGGCAUGGCCCUUCACCAUCCUCCGCCCGGCUUCAUGCCUUUCAUGCCCCCAGGCGCACACCCGUCCAUGAUGGGCGCUCACAUGUUCGGCGCCCCUCCCCCCGGGUACCCCUUUCAAGGUCCUCCUAUGUUUCAGCCGCCCCUACUCCGUCCGCCCUCGCCUGGCGGAGGACCCAUGUUCCAGCUGCCCCUGCUCCGCCCUCCUUUGCCUGGAGACCCAGCGCAGCCUGGCGAUUCCGCCCAGUCAGCUGCAGCAUCCGCGCACAUCCGCCCAAGUCACAUGCCCCCAGUCUGGCCCUUCUCACACUCAUGCUGUCUCCCCACCCCCCAUUCCUCUUCCCCCCUCGACCUCCCCCCCUUCUCCCCCCCAGACCCAGCCCAGCCUGGCGAUUCCUCCCAGCCAGGCGCAGCAUCCGCGCACAUCCGCCCAGGUCACAUGCCCCCAGUGAUCGGCGCCCCUCCCCACAUGCCCCACAUGCCCAUGCACGCCUACCCCCGCCCCUCCCCCAUGUCCUCCGCCUCCCCGCCCAUAAACCCGCUCCCCAUGGGCCGUGGGGUGUACAAUCUCCUCCCCCGCGGAGGGCAGCAGCCUAUGGGCGGGCGCGGGGUGGACGGUGGCGGAGGAGGGGGAAGGGGAGGCGGGCGCGGAUGGGGGGGGAACAGGCGGGGGCAAGGCCCUGGGGGUGGGGGCCAGGCAGGCGGAGGGGGAAGCGGGGGAGGGGGAAGCGGAAGUGGCGUGGGCGCAAGUGCAGCUGCAGGCGGAGGAGGAGCAGGAGCGGGAGCAGGGGCAGGGGGAGCAGCGGGGGGAGGCGGGGGGAACACGGGGGGGGCGGGUUCCCCUGCUAACAGAGGAGCUGGUCUUUUAGGCAGCAUGGGGGGACAGGGGCAGCAACAGCAGCAGCUAGGCCAACAGGGGCAGCAGGGGCAACAAAACGGUGUGUAUGACGGGUCUAGCGAGCAGAACAGAGGCCCUAGAACGGGCAGAAGUAGGGGGCAGGGCCUUCCCACCCCCUCUGCACCUGGCGCUCCCAGUGCGUCUAUGCCUAUAGGAGCAGCUGCUGGCGCCAUAGGGGAGCCUAUCGGCGCUGCUGCUGCUGCUGCUGCAGCUGCAGCAGGGGCGGGAGCAGGGGCAGCUGGGGGAGCGGGGGGAGCGAUGGGGGCAGCAGUGGCAGCAGGGGGGGCACGGGGCGGAAUAACCCUGCGUCCAGACGAGUACAAUCGGGCAGACUUCAAGACGUCGUACGAGGCGGCGAGAUUCUUUGUGAUAAAGAGCUACAGCGAGGACGAUGUGCACAAGAGCAUCAAGUACGGCGUGUGGGCGUCCACCCCCACGGGCAACAAGCGCCUCGAUGCCGCCUUCAAGGACGCCGCAGGGAAGAGCAGCGCCACCCCCUGCCCCGUCUUCCUCUUCUUCUCUCAAGGACGAGACGAUGUGCACAAGAGCAUCAAGUACGGCGUAUGGGCGUCCUUCCCCACGGGCAACAAGCGCCUCGAUGCCCCCAAGGACGCCGCAGGGAAGAGCAGCGCCACCCCCUGCCCCGUCUUCCUCUUCUUCUCCGUAAGUUCGGUGUUUGUGCAUGUUCCUCCUUCGACCAGCCAGCCCCCCCUGGGGGUGCGGUUCUUUGUGAUAAAGAGCUUCAGCGAGGACGAUGUGCACAAGAGCAUCAAGUACGGCGUGUGGGCGUCCACCCCCACGGGCAACAAGCGCCUCGAUGCCGCCUUCAAGGACGCCGCAGGGAAGAGCAGCGCCACCCCCUGCCCCGCCUUCCUCUUCUUCUCCGGAAUUGCCUUCUACCCAGGUGAACGCGAGUGGGCAGUCCUGUGGGGUGGCGGGGAUGCUGACCCCAGUGGACUUCACUCGCACACUUUAUCUUUCCUUCCCUUUCCUUUCCCCCCCUCUUUCCCCCUUUCUCCCCUGUCUCGAUCCCUCCUCUCACCCUCCCUGUUUCAGGUGAACGCGAGUGGGCAGUUCUGUGGGGUGGCGGAGAUGCUGACCCCGGUGGACUUCACUCGCAGUGUGGACUACUGGCAGCAGGACAAGUGGAACGGACACUUCCAGGUCAAGUGGCAUGUGAUCAAGGACGUGCCCAACUCGCAGUUCCGGCAUAUAAUCAUCGCUUCCAAUGAUGGCAAGCCUGUUACCAACAGCAGAGACACGCAGGAGGUGAGAAGGGGUGCCGCUGCAGCAGGGCAGGAGAUGCUGCGGCUGUCCAAGGGCUACUUGUUCCAGGGAUUCACCCUCUCCCCCCACUCCCCCCUCUCCUCCUAUCCCCCAGGUGCCGCUCUAGUAGGGGCAGGAGAUGCUGCGGCUGUGCUGCUGCAGCAGGGGCAGGAGAUGCGGCGGCUGUUCAAGGGCUACUCGUCCUCAGUGGCGCACGGUGCCGCUGCAGCAGGGGCAGGAGAUGCUACGGCUGUUCAAGGGCUACUCGUCUCCACGGUGCCGCUGCAGCAGGGGCAGGAGAUGCUACGGCUGUUCAAGGGCUACUCGUCUCCACGGUGCACGCUGCACUGCCUGCUCAGUCUCCCCGAUUCCUUGGUCCUCUCCCCUCGCCUUCCUCCCUCCUCCCCUCUCCCACCAGGUGCCGCUGCAGCAGGGGCAGGAGAUGCUAUGGCUGUUCAAGGGCUACUCGUCUCCACGGUGCCGCUGCAGCAGGGGCAGGAGAUGCUACGGCUGUUCAAGGGCUACUCGUCUCCACGGUGCACUCUGCACUGCCUGCUCAUUCUCCCCGAUUCCUUGGUCCUCUCCCCUCGCCCUCCUCCCUCCUCCCCUCUCCCACCAGGUGCCGCUGCAGCAGGGGCAGGAGAUGCUACGGCUGUUCAAGGGCUACUCGUCUCCACGGUGCCGCUGCAGCAGGGGCAGGAGAUGCUAUGGCUGUUCAAGGGCUACUCGUCUCCACGGUGCACGCUGCACUGCCUGCUCAUUCUCCCCGAUUCCUUGGUCCUCUCCCCUCGCCCUCCUCCCUCCUCCCCUCUCCCACCAGGUGCCGCUGCAGCAGGGGCAGGAGAUGCUACGGCUGUUCAAGGGCUAUUCGUCCCGCACGUCCAUUCUGGACGACUUUACCUUCUACGACUCGCGCCAGCGCGCCAUGCAGGAGCGGAAGACCCGCCACCCCUCCCACCCAACCACCUCCUGAAUCACCCAUGCUCCUCCUCCUCCUCUCCCCCUCUUUUCCUCCUCUCCCCCUCUUUUCCUCCUCUCCCCCUCUUUUCCUCCUCUCCCCCUCUUUUCCUCCUCUCCCCCUCUUUUCCUCCUCUCCCCCUCUUUUCCUCCUCUCCCCCUCUUUUCCUCCUCUCCCCCUCUUUUCCUCCUCUCCCUCCUCUCGAUGUCUGCCCCUCUCCCUGUUGCUCCGUUUCUCCAUUCUCCCCGCUCUUCCCCCUCCAGGUGCCGCUGCAGCAGGGGCAGGAGAUGCUGCGGCUGUUCAAGGGCUACUCGUCGCGCACAUCUAUUCUGGACGACUUUACCUUCUACGACUCGCGCCAGCGCGCCAUGCAGGAGCGGAAGACCCGCCACCCCUCCCACCUCUACUACCUCACUUUUCCCCACCUUUCCUUCCUCUAUUCCCAUUACUCUUUCCCUCUGUUCCCCUGCUCCGCUGUUCCCUUGCUCUCUUGCUCCCUUUCUCCCCUGCCCCGCUGUUCCCUCUACUCCGCGGUUCUCCCCGCCUUGGCUUGA